AUGGCGUCCAGAGAGACCAGCAUCCAGAUGGCAGGGGUACUGGACGGCGAGGCGGGGUGUGGUCUGUCCACGGAGCCGCGUCCCGUUCGUGUCCCUUCGCAGGCCACCGGCGCUAGUGAGCAAGCUCAUGCCGCUUCUGUGAUGGAGGCCGCCGUUGUCGUCGGCGGCACCAGGACGCUGACCAUCAAGGACGCGGCCGUGGCUGCUCAGGCUGAGAGGCCGUGCUUGCCAGGCCCUCCGUCGGGGCUCUCCGUCUCACAGGCGCAGCCUGGCAUGCCGCCGUCCAUUCGCUCGUGCAACCCCGAAAUGGGCGAGGCUCGGGUGCUGCCCAGCGAUUCAAAGCUCGAAGGUCACAUCCCCGCCGAGCCGCAGCUGAUGAAGCAGACCCACCAGCAUCACUCGUGGCGAUCCCUGGUAGGCGGCGGCGAGGCACCAGCGCUGUUGCAGAGCGACAUCACGCGGGAGCUGGACCGCCGGUUUGACAACUUCAAGACCUUCUCGGGCCGCCUCGAGCGGCAGCUCUCCAGCCUCCGAGGUCUCCAGCAUGGCCUGCCGCCAGUUGACAUCGAGCAUGGAGCCGCGCCCAAUAUCUCCAUCGAGGACACCGACGAGGAAAACAUAGUCCCCUCAGCCGAUCGCUACUUCGCCGCCCUCGAAGGCCCCGAGCUCGAGACCCUUCGGUCGACGGAGGUGGCAGUGCUGCCUGAGGAUGAGCAAUGGCCGUUCCUUCUCCGGUUCCCGAUUAGCGCGUUCGGGAUGUGCCUUGGCAUGAGCACCCAAGCGAUGCUGUGGAAGACGCUCGAGUCGGAGCCCUCAACGGCAUUCCUCCACGUGCACCCCGCCGUCAACCACGUCCUCUGGUGGGCCUCCGUCGCCCUCACCGCCAUCGUCUCCAUCACCUACCUCCUCAAGGUUAUCUUCUACUUUGAGGCCGUUCGCCGGGAGUUCCACCACCCAGUGCGCGUCAACUUCUUCUUUGCGCCUUGGAUCGCUUGCCUCUUUCUCGUCAAGGGCGUGCCGCAUCCGGUGUGGGAGAUCCACCACUUCGUGUGGUACCUCCUCAUGGCUCCCAUCCUCUGCCUCGACAUUAAGAUCUACGGCCAGUGGAUGUCCAGCGGCGAGCGCCGACUCUCCAAGGUGGCUAACCCGUCCAACCACCUCGCUAUUGUCGGCAACUUUGUCGGCGCGCUUCUCGGCUCCAGGAUGGGCCUCCGAGAGCUGCCCAUUUUCUUCUUCGCCAUCGGGCUAGCGCACUAUAUUGUACUCUUCGUCACCCUCUACCAAAGGCUCCCCACCAACGUGCAACUACCCAAAGAGCUCCACCCGGUAUUUUUCUUCUUCAUCGCCGCACCUGGCGUCGCCUCGAUGGCCUGGGCAAGCAUCUCCGGUGAGUUCAACAAUGGCGCCAAGCUCCUUUAUUUCAUCUCGCUCUUCCUCUACAUGUCGUUGGUGGUGCGUGUCAACCUCUUUCGGGGGUUCAGGUUCUCAUUGUCGUGGUGGGCCUACACAUUCCCCAUCACAAGUGUGGCCGUGGCAACAGUGUUGUAUGCGUCGAAGGUGGACAAUGUGCUAAUGCGGGCACUAGCGGUUGGGCUGUCAGGGAUUGCCUCUGUCACGAUCACCGGUGUGUUGGUCACUACCGUGUACCAUGCCUUCGUGCGCAAAGACCUCUUCCCUAACGAUGUGUCCAUUGCCAUCACGCGACGCAGGCCCAAAUUUAGCAAGAUCCUCGCGCAUCUCCGCUCUUCUAGCUUGGACAUCAAGGAGAUCGACCUCUCCAUCCCCGGUUCAAAUUCCAUUUCCAAGAACGACACCUACUCCAGUGACUUGUGUUCCAACUCCAGGACAAGCAGCAACACCAAUGAGUCUCCGGUGUCACACGGGCAUGCAAGAGCAGAGUGUUAGAUGUCUGGUGUAGAACAGGUUGCACAAAUGCAUGUCUACCACAUAGAUAUUUCCUCUCUUUUUUCUUCGUUCUUUUUCAUCUUUAUGUAUUUGCUGCACAUAGUGGUGGAUUAGCAGCAAUAUCCUUGAGUAAUUUUCAUUGCCAUGAUGGUGACAUUAUUGGGGAUUUGGAGAUAAAUCUCAUUUAAUUUUAUAAGUACGUCCAUUCA
Molecule: messenger RNA, 2114 nt
Organism: Triticum dicoccoides
Lineage: Eukaryota; Viridiplantae; Streptophyta; Magnoliopsida; Poales; Poaceae
Product: S-type anion channel SLAH2-like
Exons: 2
Coding region: 1-1905 (634 amino acids)
Biological process (GO): intracellular monoatomic ion homeostasis; transmembrane transport
Cellular component (GO): membrane
Molecular function (GO): voltage-gated monoatomic anion channel activity
Source: RefSeq, a predicted model, not a curated record